Messenger RNA from Prinia subflava (tawny-flanked prinia), 5957 nucleotides. RefSeq names its product CXADR Ig-like cell adhesion molecule (gene CXADR). Gene Ontology annotation, molecular function: cell adhesion molecule binding. The coding region runs from base 16 to 1734 and encodes 572 amino acids. NCBI's taxonomy places the organism in Eukaryota, Metazoa, Chordata, Aves, Passeriformes, Cisticolidae. The transcript has 7 exons. Gene Ontology annotation, biological process: homotypic cell-cell adhesion. The record is from RefSeq and is a predicted model, not a curated record. Gene Ontology annotation, cellular component: bicellular tight junction; intercalated disc; basolateral plasma membrane.
GCUGAUUUGGACACCAUGCUACAGAACCGAAGUCUGCUCCGUGCCCUUUCGCACACGCUCUCGCCUCCCUUUUGUCUCCCGAGCCAGUUUUCCGCAAUUCCAGAUCUUUCACAGGCAAGACGUGUGCGCUGCACACGGAGCGCACACGGCAGCCGCGUUGCUAUGGGGACCGGGACACGUCCGCUCGGCGCUCGCAGUAAUCGCAGGGGACAAGCGCUCCCGACGGCAGCGGAGCGCUGCCCGCCGCGCCCCGGGCACCCCUCCGCCUACCGCGGGCAGCCCCCCGCCGCUCGGCCGGGCACUUUCGGGCGCUGCGGCCCCCGCGCCGCCCCGAACGCGCCGCCGGCCGGGCGGGCAGCCGGGGCAGCGGCGGGCGGUGCGCGGGCAGCCCGGGCCGGCCCCGGCGCGGCGGGCGGGCGCUGCGGGCGGCCCCGGGCCGGCGGCGGCGGGCGCAGGUGCCGCGGGCGGGGCGGGCGCUGCGGAGCCGCGGCCGGGGGCGCGGCGGGGCGGGGAGCGCCGGAAGUGACGGGGCCGGGCCGGGCUGAUUCACCUGCUGGGCGGUACGCGGGGCGCAGCCCGGGCACGGAGCUGGAGCCGCCGCCGGGUGCUCGCCGCGCCAUGGAGCCGCCGCUGCCGCUGCUCGGCGUGUCCUUCGUACUGCUCUGCUCCGCAGGUCUGACAAGAAGCCUAACUAUAACUUCAGUUGACCAGUCAAUGUUUGAAAAAGCACAAGGAGAGAAAGUUACGUUGCCAUGUACCUUUGAACUCUCGGAAGAGGAUGAAGGCCCACUAGAUAUUGAGUGGGUAUUGAUACCAGCAGAUAAUCAAAAGAAGGAACAAAUAAUAAUUAUGUAUUCUGUAGACAGGGUUUAUGAUCAAUAUUAUGCUGCUACGACUAGGCGAAUGCACUUUUCUAAUCUUGAUCCCAAAUCUGGUGAUGGUUCAUUGGAUAUCCUGAAUUUAAAGGCAGCAGACACUGGCACGUAUCAGUGCAAAGUGAAGAAGGCUCCUGGAGUUCAAAGCCAAAAAAUACAGUUGACUGUACUUGUAAAGCCGGCACGGACUAAAUGUUCCAUUGAAGGAUCACAGGAGAUCGGAAAAGACGUUACCUUGAAAUGUGUGUCACAAGAAGGAUCCCCACUUUUGUCUUAUGACUGGAGGAGAGUUUCUGGCGCACAGCAUCUUCCUGCCACUUCCGUGUUGAAUAAAAAUACAGGGGAACUUCUUCUGAAGAACGCCUCUCAGGAGUACUCUGGCAGAUACAGCUGUGUGGCCACGAACAGAGUUGGCACGGAUGAAUGUUCUGUUGAGCUGAAUGUCACCCCUCCCGUAAAUACAGCUGGUAUAAUUGUUGGAGCUAUUAUAGCAACUCUGCUGGGUCUCUCUGUACUGAGUUCUAUCAUCUUCUGUUUCUGUAAGAAGCACAGAGAGAAGAAAUAUGAGAAAGAAGUACAUCAUGAUAUCAGAGAAGAUGUUCCACCUCCAAAAAGUCGCAGUUCUACAGCUCGCAGCUACAUGGGCAGCAAUCGUUCUUCCCUGGGCUCAAUGUCUCCCUCCAACAUGGAAGCAUAUACCAAAACUCCAUACAGCCAAGUCCCAAGUGAAGACUUUGAACGUGCUGCUGCUCAAAACCCAGCCUUUGCACCUUCAAAGGUAGCUGCACCUAAUUUGAGUAGAAUGGGAGCUGUUCCUGUGAUGAUUCCAGCACAAAGCAAAGAUGGGUCGAUAGUAUAAAAUAUUAUUAAUUUAAAAGCUGUUUUUUAAAGUGUUCAUUUUAAGUAUUAGAGAAAACUACUGUGUUCCAUCCCUCAUUUAAACACUGGCAUGAAAUUUUCCUUGAAAAAACUAUACAAGUUAGUUUGAAAAGCCACCAAUUCUCAUAUUUAAUUUUAGACUUAUUCACAUAUGACCGUUGAACUAUUUGCUAAAAGCAUUGAAGUUCAUGAAUAAAUAUCAGACACUGAAGGUAUUUAGACCUCUGGUAGGUUGCUGAGGAGGCUCUGACACUGUCAGCUAAUGUACAGUUCUGAAUGUGUAACAGUGAGACACAAGUGAGAAGUAACAAAAGCAUUUCAUGUGUAGACCAUGAAGUUUUUCAGAAUUCCUGAGACUUUAUUCUCAGUUGUGGAAUAACAGAAAUAUUUUAACUUGGCCACUGUCUGGUAUAGUUGCAGGGGGCUGAAAUACAAGGGAUGACUUUGAAUUCUGUUUAAAUUGAGUAUUUAUAUGGUUCUUUAACCUUGUGAUGUUUGUUUGGAGUACUUGAGCUCUUAUUUCAAGGACAGACAGUUAUUUGAUUGGUUCAAUUAAUUUAAUUAAUCUGUUCUGAAUUUAAAACGGCAGUGAGUGGAAGUGUGACAGGAAACUUUGCAAGUUCUUUGAAACACAAUUUUUUCUACAAUAACUAAUUCUGGUCCUGUCAGAUAACUUAACACUUAUUAUCUGAUGCAAGAGGUCCUGUCAGGUUGUUGGUAGAGGUACCAAAGCUCUAAAACCUACAGACCAACUGUUACUGUCCCAGUAAGAAUGAAUUAAUGUAUCUUUAUACAUUUAUAAAUGUAUUUUUUAAGUUAAUUGUACCUUGCAUUUUCCAAUGCCUGGUUAGAUACUAAGGCAGUGCUCUUAGGGUUUUUCCAAAGCAAUUUCCUAGAAGCUCCAUGUGGAUUUGAUGAAACCUGUUAAAUAACUGGUAUUUGAUGGCUAUCCUCUUGCUCUAACCACUGUGGAACAACUUUUCUCAAAUGCACCUAAGCAGCUGUCAGUCCUUGUUCACGAUGCUAAUGUCUGGCUGUAAGAAUUUCAAGGAAUUCAAAGCUCAUUUUUUUCUUGCCUCUUUAACAACCCUAAAUAUUCUGAACCAAUGUUCAGACUGUGGAGAGCAAGAGUUUCAUGUAGGUGAGAGGAAAUAAGUACCCAGAAUUGUUGAUACAAAUCUCAUAUUGAAAGACUGAGAAAGCUUCUUCCCAAUUUUGCAAACUUAAAGCAAUACAGGAGAAACACAACAGUUUCUUGUCUUACUUUCACAUGUAUUUAAGGACUUCUUUAAGGUAGCUUCUGAUGACUGUUAUUUACCUGCAAAAGCUCCAUUUAAAACUCAGUACAGUUUGAAUCUGAAUUCUUUCUUCCUUCCUGUUUUCUACGUUUUUUAUCUUGUGCUGGGGAGCAGGUGAGGGAGAGUUCUUUUAGCUUAUUCCGGCUAGGGAUGUUGAACUGUAAGGUAUUUUGGAAAACUGUAAAUGCAUUAUGCUAUGUGCACUGAUGUUGAUGAAGGAAAAACCUGAAUAGCCUGUUGAAAGAUGUUGGUAUUAUUUGUGUAGCAACAGUGAGAGAAAACAUUACCCCAGACUUCUAGGUUUAGUAUCUGCUUAUCUGUAGCUGCCUAUAGAUCUGUGAUGAAUUCUUUGGCUUACUACUAAAUGUUUGUCCUCUCUGUAAAUAGGUGCACAAUUUUUGGCUGGCACUAUUAAUGUAAAGAAAUUCCCCUGCCCAUGGCAGUGGUUGGUACAAGGUCAUCUUUAAGCUCCUUACAACUCAAACAAUUUCAUGAUUUUAACAUACCCUUCAUACUGAAUUUAGAAACUUGAAUGGCUAUUAAAUAAUAUAGAAUUAGUUUUACACAUUUGGGACUUUUUUAGAUUGUAAACUGAUACUGUUAGAGAUCAGAUUUUUUAUCUUUCAUGUGUGCCUUGUCAAUAAACUUUGCCUGAUUGUAACUUCAGUUUUUAUGAAAUUUCUGGUGCCUAAACAUACUGUAUGAACAGGUGCUUAGAUGGUACAGUUCUUAAAAUAUGACACUGUGAUCUGAUUUCUUGAUUCUUAUGUACUAUUUAUACCUCUUCAUGCCUAUUUUUGGAUGUGAACUUCAGUGUCUCUCUCUGUAUUGUUCUGUAUUUCAAAAUGUCACUUGACUCUUCAAUUGCUAUGUAUGAUCUGAGUGUUUGUAUUCCUGAAAGUUCUUCAGUUGUUGUACCAACGAGAGGGACGACUGACUUUUAUUUAUGUGGGAAAUGAUAGGUUUAGUAAAUGUGCCAAACAUAGCUUCUGCAGAACUAUAGAUGAGGAGACAACUUUUUUGCAUCCAAUUAUUGUGUUAGAAGAGACUUCCGAGGCGUUAAUCAUACACUGAUUGUUUACCUUGAAACUAAGGCCUUUCUUAAUGAAAAGGGUAUAGUUACUACAAAUACAAGUUGAGUGCAAGACUAAACUGAAUCACAGAGUGAGAGAGAGCUAGAAACCUAAGGAACCAGGCAGCAAACCUACUAAAUUUGGUUCUAAGCCGACCUAUGUGUUUUUUAGUGGUUUGAGGUUUUUUAAAAAUUAAUUUUUAGUUUGUUUUAGUUUGGCCUGAGACCCUGUAACUUAUAGUCAGGUAAGCCCUAGUACACAGACUCAGAAACCUGUCUCAGUAAGGCACACGGAGCAGAGUUUACACAUGCUUGAUGCUCUGUCAGCUUGUGCAAAAUAAUAAAUGGGCAGAAGGACAGCCUGAUGUGCCCUCAGAGCCUGGCUGUUAGGCUUAGCAGCCUUGACAGUGUCUUUCUAUUUAUGUAAUUGCAUGGAAAAAUGAAAUAAAUGGAAUCCGACACAGUCCUUAUCUGAAACAGAGAACCUCUGACUUGAGGUAAACUCUGCCUCAAGUUGCUGUCAUCAUGCCUUUUGGGGUGGAUGCAACACUACUAUGAAAACAUAAUACUGCUACUAUAAAUUAUUUCUUUUGUCACUAGAUUGUUCACUUACACUGGAUUAUGAUUCUCAAAAGCAGCUACUGUAUUUUAACAAGGACUUCUAGCUGUGUGAGAGAUGAACUGGUUAAACAUGUGAGUUUCUGAUGUGACAGAAAGCUCUGCUGACAGAACACUUUUAGGAAGUGAUGGCAGCUGAUAUACCAGUUAGGAGGUGGCAUUUUUAAUGUCUCAUUUUGUUGUUUUUUUUUGUUGUUUUUUUUUUAAGGGGUGGGGGAAAGGGGGGAGGGUGGUACCAUUGUGUAAAUACUCUGAGCUCAAGAAACAUUUAGUUAAUGUCAUGACUGUAAAAUUGCCUGUUGAGGACUACUAUAUAUAGAAACCCCUCAAUUUUAGCAUGGUGUGAAUAAAGUGUUAGACUUGUAAUACUGUAGAGGUUAUGUUACACUUGUCCAUAUAUUACAAGAGUUUUCAUCAACUUUCUGCAGUGGGUAUUUAAAGAUACUUGUGUGAAACUUCCUUCCCUAAAAACAAAUACUUCUUCCAAAACUGGGUGGUGCACAGAAAUGCCUUGUUGGAGGGGUAAAACAUGACUUUUGAAAGAAAUGUACAACGCAUACGUCUUUCUCAGCUCUUGAUAGUCUCAUUAAUAUUAGAUGUAUGCUUCCUGUUUAAUAGUUCAAGUAAGACUUCUGAAUUGCAAGUUUUUCUGUAAUGCUCAAUAUUGUAUAUUACUGGUUUCCAUGACAAGCUUUUAGUUUUGUUCUGAGCAGUGUAUAUAUUCUGGAUCACUCUAGGUCUUUGUUCCAGUCUAAAGAUAUGAUGCUAUUUGUGUCACUUAAACCCUGUUUUAUACACUUGAUAGGUGCUUUUUGGGGCCCUUUGUUGAAUAGUCCCCUAGCACUGAGGCAUAGCUCAGCUGAAAUCGGAGCAAUAACAACUUCCUGGGAUCCAAUAUGUUACGAUGUUACAUUACACUUCUCAUGCACAAAGCAUGGACUUUGAACAUUGAUAUGAAUUUCAGUAUGAGGUUUUUAUAUUCACACUUUUGGGGGAAUGGUAUUUUAAAAUACAGGUAUUGUGAGUGAAUUUGUAAAAAAACAAAAUCCAAAAUUUUAAAAUGCUGUAGUUCCAUGACAGACUUGUGUACUUUUUGAAAUAAAACUGUUGGAGAAAACAGUAGUCUGUCUUUAUUUUAAAGCAGCACUUGUAUAUGGCUUCAGCUUUUUCUUUAUGUAAUUGGAAGUGAACUAAUAAAUAUGGCUGUGUAUACCA